AUGGCCACUAAUCUCCUCACUUUCCCCCCUGCCGGAAUCCGUGCCUGUGCCUCCUCCGCCGACCGCCGCUCAGACCAUAGCCGUCGCAAAACCUCAUCCUCUUCCAACUGGUGGGCCCCCGUCUUCGGCUGGUCCUCCGAACCCGACUAUAUUGACUCCGGCAACAAGGCUGAACCUCAGAACCUUGCCGGCGGUUCUUCCAAGCCAGAUCUGGAGACGAAAUCCCUCAGGGGUCGAUUUUCCCCUGGAUGCUUCACGGAAGCGAAGGCUCGGCAGCUGCGAAUGAUGACGACGGAAACGGAGUCGUUUCACGACGUUAUGUACCACUCGGCCAUCGCAUCUCGUCUGGCUUCCGACUUCAAAAGUCGCGAAGAUUCUUGA
Cucumis sativus (cucumber) is the source of this 381-nucleotide messenger RNA. RefSeq lists its product as hypothetical. The record is from RefSeq and is a predicted model, not a curated record. Bases 1 to 381 code for a protein of 126 amino acids. The transcript has a single exon. NCBI's taxonomy places the organism in Eukaryota, Viridiplantae, Streptophyta, Magnoliopsida, Cucurbitales, Cucurbitaceae.